GGCUAACAAUAAAAGACUGAAAAAUAUAAGCCCCAAAGUGGAAGCUUGGCCCAUAUAUUGCCGGCCCAUGUGGUCAGUUGUUCGUCGUGAUACAGAAACAAUGGAGCAAAUUUCUUAAAAUCAAUUUCAGAAAUAGGGUUCAGGGUUUAAGUAAAUCUCACCAAAAACUGGAAAAAAAAUUGUAAUCUUUAUUCACACGGUACGAAAAAUCAUCUUCUCUGUAAAUUCUUUGUUAUGCUAAUUAAUACAUCUCCAUUUAUUAAAUCAACGUUUGGGAAAUGAUAAUCCGCACCCUUUUACUCUCGAAAAAUCUCAGAAAUUCAAAAAUAAUAUUCUGUCCAAACAGCGUAGUAGAGUUGAAAUCUCUGCUCUCAUCGGGUGUUUUCGGUAAAACCGCCGUCUUUUCCGCGUCCGGUGAUCGUGGUUUCAUCAGAGAAUAUUGCUCCGGCGAGCACGGUAAGGGAAACCCUCGCGAAUGGACCGAAGAAAUAGACUACUUGGACGAAUCCGGCUCCGUGAUUUACUCCGGCAAGGGAAUAAGAUCGGUCGAGCCGGGAAUCGACGACCAUGUAAUGGUGGGCGGGUUGCGAAAGCCGAUUCUGAACAUUUCAGCUGUGGCUAAGAUAGUUGAGGUUGUGAAGAGGUGGAAGUGGGGCCCGGAUAUGGAGACUCAAUUGGAUAAACUGCAGUUCACGCCGAACAUGACUCACAUUGUGCAGGCGUUGAAGAUAAUCGAAGAUAGCGAUGCUUUGUUGAGUUUGUUUCGGUGGGCCAAGAGGCAGCCUUGGUACCUACCCAAUGAUGAUUGUUAUGUGAUGUUGUUUGAUAAAUUGAAUCUAAGUCGAGAAUUCGAUGGAAUUCAGACAGUUUUCGAGGAAAUGGUUUCUGAUUCGAGCGUAAAUGGAAUGUCCUCAUUCGGCGCGUAUAACAGGGUGCUUCAGUAUUUGGCCAAGGCCGAAAAAUUGGAGGUGACUUUCUGUUGUUUCAAGAAAAUCCAGGAGUUAGAUUGCGAGCUCGAUACGAAAACGUACAAUUCGCUUAUAACUCUGUUUCUGACUAAAGGGCUGCCUUAUAAAGCAUUUGAGAUUUACGAGAACAUGGUGAAAGACGGGUGCUCGUUAGACGCUUCGACUUACGAUAUGAUGAUACCUAGUCUCGCUAAAUCCGGUCGACUGGAUGUUGCUUUUAAGCUCUUUCAGGAGAUGAAGGAAAAGAAUUAUCGGCCGAGUUCCGGGAUUUUCGUCUCUCUCGUUGAUACGAUGGGGAAGGCUGGGAGAUUAGAUACGGCCAUGAAAGUAUACAUGGAAAUGCAAGGUUUCGGUUUGAGGCCAUCUGGCGCCAUGUUUGCUUCUCUAAUCGAAUCGUUUGUUAAAGCUGGAAAACUUGAUACGGCUCUCAGGCUAUGGGAUGACAUGAAGAAAGCUGGUUUUAGACCUAAUUACGGCCUGUACACUAUAAUAGUCGAGGCUCAUGCAAAAUCUGGGAAGCUAGAUAUUGCAAUGUCGAUUUUUUCGGAUAUGGAAAAGGCUGGAUUUUUACCAACUCCGUCGACUUACUCGUCUCUAUUGGAAAUGCAAGCUGCUUCUGGACAGGUGGACAAUGCUAUGAAACUGUACAACUCCAUGGCGAAUGCUGGCCUAAGACCUGGCUUGAGCACUUACACCUCUCUUCUGACUCUUCUCGCGAAAAAGAAGCUUGUGGAUGUGGCUGCGAAAAUCUUGCUCGAGAUGAAAUCGAUGGGUUAUUCGGUUGAAGUGAACGCUAGUGAUGUGCUCAUGGUUUACAUAAAAGAUGGCUCGAUCGAUCUCGCUUUGAGGUGGCUGAGAUUCAUGGGCUCGUCUGGAAUUCGGACAAACAACUUCAUCAUCAGACAGCUGUUCGAGUCGUCCAUGAAGAACGGCCUGUACGAGUCAGCCAAGCCACUUCUGGAAACGUACGUGAAUGCUGCCGCAAGAGUUGACCUCAUACUCUACACUUCGAUUCUAGCCCAUCUAGUGAGAUGCCAGGACGAAGUCAACGAGAGGCAUUUGAUGUCGAUCUUGAGUUCCACAAACCACAAAGCUCACGCUUUCUUGUGCGGGCUUUUCACCGGGCCCGAGCAGAGGAAGCAGCCUGUUUUGACUUUCGUGAGGGAGUUCUUCCAAGGGAUUGACUACGAAUUGGAGGAAGGUGCUGCUAAGUACUUUGUCAACGUCCUCCUUAACUACCUUGUCCUAAUGGGACAGAUAAACCGCGCUCGGUGCGUCUGGAAAGUUGCGUACGAGAACAAGCUAUUCCCUAAGGCGAUUGUGUUCGACCAGCACAUAGCAUGGUCACUCGACGUGAGGAACUUGUCUGUCGGAGCUGCUCUCAUAGCGGUUGUGCACACGCUGCAUAGAUUCAGAAAACGGAUGCUGUAUUACGGUGUUGUACCGAGGAGGAUCAAAUUGGUCACGGGUCCCACCUUGAGGAUUGUGAUAGCUCAAACGCUGAGCUCGAUGGAGUCUCCGUUUGAGGUUAGUAAGGUGGUUUUGCGAGCCCCGGGGGAUUCCGUGCUGGAGUGGUUUAAGAAACCGAUUGUGCAACAGUUCCUUUUGAACGAGAUUCCUUCGAGAUCGGAGAUUCUGAUGCAUAAGCUGAAUACGCUUUUUCCUAGUUCGGCGCCUGAAAUUAGAUCUUUGUCACCUCCUAAACCAUUGCUUCCUGGAAGGGGAAUGUAGUUAUGAAAAAGAUCGCGAGGUAAUUGCGGUUUAAUGAAUUUAUUUAUCCAAAUCUUGAUCUCUUUUAUAUAUGCUUUUGCAGAAGUAUUUUGAUUUUUUUUAAUCUCAUGUAUUACCAGCUGGUUAAACACUCUUUGGCAUUCAACACUGUUGUAUUAUAAUAGAUGACCAAAUUGUUUUGUAGUCA
Messenger RNA from Erythranthe guttata (spotted monkey flower), 2886 nucleotides. Its product is annotated as Pentatricopeptide repeat (PPR) superfamily protein. The record is from RefSeq and is a predicted model, not a curated record. NCBI's taxonomy places the organism in Eukaryota, Viridiplantae, Streptophyta, Magnoliopsida, Lamiales, Phrymaceae. Gene Ontology annotation, molecular function: protein binding.